GCUCACCACACCGAAAAGGAAAAAAAAAAUAAAAGUCUUUUUCUCUCUUACCAAUUCUGCAUACUGCACGUUCGUCGAUGAGAACCGCGUACCAGCACCGGAACCGUCGGUGAAUCCCCGAAGACCGCCGAAUAUUCUUUUUCCUUCCUCGCUCUUCUCAAUCUCCUCCGCACAUGGCGGAUAGGGACGGCGUAGUUUCUCGCACCUUCCGUGCUCUGGUGGAGAGCGCGGACCGUAAGUUCGCUCGCGUGCGCGACCUUCCGUCGUAUGGGCGGGCGCAGGGGCAGCACUACUUCCAGAAGGUGUUCAAGGCGUACAUGCGGCUCUGGAAGUACCAACAGGACCACAGAGCGGAGCUAGUGCGGGCGGGCCUGAACCGGUGGGAAAUAGGGGAGAUCGCUAGCCGAAUCGGCCAGCUCUACUUCGGACAGUACAUGAGGACUAGCGAGGCCAGGUUUAUUGUCGAGGCGUACGUGUUCUAUGAGGCGAUUUUGAGCAGGAGUUACUUUGAAGGGACUAAAGUCAGGGAUCUUGGUGUUAGGUUUAAAGAGCUCAGAUUCUACGCCAGGUUUUUGCUCGUGUCGUUGAUUUUGAACCGCACCGAGAUGGUGAAGAUUCUUGUUGAGAGAUUUCGCGCACUUGUUGAUGAUUGCAAGGCUAAUUUCCGGGAGACAAACUUCAAAGAGUGGAAACUAGUGGUUCAAGAAAUCAUUCGCUUUAUGGAUGUUGAUACGUCUUUCACAAUUACAAAUGCAAGACCAGUGCGUUACUGUGCCAUGUUUGAUUCUCAUCCAGCUUCUCUUCCAUGUAUUGCUCGAUUCCAUGCAAAGAAGGUUCUAAAGUUCCGUGAUGCAAUCUUGAUGAGUUAUCACAGAAACGAGGUCAAAUUUGCGGAACUUACAUUGGAUACGUACAGAAUGCUUCAAUGUUUGGAAUGGGAGCCAAGUGGAUCAUUUUAUCACAAGCGUCCUGUGGAACCAAAGGAGAAUGGUUUUGCAGUUGAUCAUUCUGGAGCUUCUGGAGUAAUAGAUUUAAAUUUGGCUGCAGACAUGACUGAUCCAACUCUACCUUCAAACCCAAGGAAGGCUAUUCUCUAUCAUCCAUCUGUGACACAUUUGAUGGCGGUUAUGGCAACAGUUUGUGAAGAGCUCCCUCCAGAGAGUGUUAUGCUAGUUUAUCUAUCAGCUUCAGGGAAGGCUGGCUGUAUUAAUACUUCUCAGAUAGAAACAUCUGGAGGAUCUAGAAGAACUUCAAAAAAUAAAGUUGUGUCUCAGAAUUCUCUUGAACAGAAUAACCAUGUUAAUGGCAAGAAAGGGUCUAGUGACCAUUCUGAUGGUUAUCUGUGGUUAGGUGCCAAAGGGAAUAGUGGUUCAAAUAACCUUUACCCUGCUGAUAUAAUUCCUUUUACUCGAAGACCUCUUUUCUUGGUUAUUGACAGCGACAGCAGCCAUGCAUUCAAGGUCUUACAUGGUGCAGAAAGGGGAGAGAAAGCUGCCCUACUUCUUUCACCGUUGAGGCAGGUAUUUAAGAAUCCUUCUAGUGCAGAUAUUUUGCAUAAUGGAAGUCAGUUUACCCUUUUCUUAACGGCUCCUGUACAAGCCUUCUGCCAAAUGAUUGACUUAUCCUUGUCUGGUGCCGAUGUGGAUCUUCUAAAUGAUGCUGAGAACAUACUUUCCACUGCUUUCUCUGAGUGGGAAGUGAUUCUCUGUACAUCAUCUAACCUGGAUCUGGUUUGGGCACAAGUUUUAUCUGAUCCAUUUUUGAGGAGGCUUAUCAUUAGAUUCAUAUUCUGCCGAUCUGUUCUCUCUGGCUUCUGCCCUCCUGAUGAUUAUGAGCAAUGCAUGCCUGUUUGUCUACCGCAGCUUCCUAAUUCUGUCUCUCCAAGGUCUGAGGUUGUGCAAUCAGCUGUCAUCCAGCUUGCUAAACACUUAGGAGCUGCUGACUGCUUUCACUUUGCUGACUUGUAAAUAGGACCUUAAACCUAAAUUAUUGGUCAUUCUUAAGAUAACACAGUUACCUUCUGGUAGAAAAGAUCAUUGGAUCUUAUGGUACAAUAACUACUGGAAUUCUACCGGUGGCUUUCUUGGCGCGCAUGAGGAAUAUGCUUGGUGAUGGGGCGUAAGCCGGCAUUCUCAAGGAUAUUUGAUUGAGCUUUGCUUGCUUCAGCUUCUUUGAGUGCCAUCUGUUAAUUCAUCAUCCUCAUAACGGAAAUUUAUGGCUGGUUUGCUCUUCUGUAAGUGGGUGUUUAAUAUUAUUUACAAGGCGUGUAAGCAUUGCAGGAUAGUAAUUUAGGACUAAAUUGGUUUACAAGGUUAUUUUUAUGCAUGUUAGAGCUCCCUGGAUAGUGAUUUAUUUUUUUUUUCCCUACUUUUUGUGUCGUAGUUAUGGAAAAUGGGUUAGGUAUGUGGGAUAUUUAUUUUUCUUCUUUACCCCCUUUGAGCAGUUUGGAUACAUGUAUUCUUAAAGUUUUUGAACUGGAAACUGAAUGUAAAUGAAUAUUGUGAAUUGAGGAAUGCCUUGAAUAUAUAUAGAACAUUUCA
This is a messenger RNA of Rubroshorea leprosula, 2540 nucleotides long. Lineage: Eukaryota; Viridiplantae; Streptophyta; Magnoliopsida; Malvales; Dipterocarpaceae. The record is from the annotation of a GenBank genome assembly.